This is a messenger RNA of Echinostoma caproni, 726 nucleotides long. The record is from the annotation of a GenBank genome assembly. NCBI's taxonomy places the organism in Eukaryota, Metazoa, Platyhelminthes, Trematoda, Plagiorchiida, Echinostomatidae.
AUGAGUGAUCGCGAGGUUCUGGUUUACAAUGCCAAGCUCGCAGAGCAGGUGGAGAGAUAUGACGAAAUGGUGGAGUUGAUGAAAAAGGUUGUCGAGGAAGACAAGGAAUUGUCGGUAGAGGAAAGAAACUUGCUUUCCGUUGCUUAUAAAAAUGUUAUUGGGGCCAGAAGGACUUCGUGGAGAGUUUUCGGUGGAUUAGAGGGCUCUGGACAAAUCCGUGCGAACCCCAAGGCGGCUGGACCUUUGAAGCGAUACCGCGAGGAGUUAGAAUCGGAAAUCAAUAAGGUUUCCACGGAAAUACUGGAGUUGUUGGAUAAAUACCUCAUAAAGCCAAAUAUCGCGGCAGAUUCGCGUGUUUUCUACUUGAAAAUGAAGGGGGAUUAUUAUCGUUAUAUGGCUGAGUUCGCUGUUGGUGAUCAACGCACAACCGUGGCCACCAAAAGCAACGAAGCAUAUGAGGAAGCAUCAAACAUUGCAUCCCAGCUUCUUCCGACUCAUCCAAUCCGUCUUGGACUAGCCCUUAAUUACUCCGUUUACUUCUAUGAAAUCAUGAAUAAUCCGGCUAAAGCCUGUCAGUUGGCGAAGGCAGCAUUUGAUGAUGCUAUUGCUGAGCUGGAUCAAUUGUCUGAAGAGAGUUACAAAGAUUCCACCCUGAUCAUGCAGCUGCUUCGAGAUAAUUUAACUCUUUGGACGUCUGAUGCGGAGGGUGAAGGUAAAGGAACGUGA